GAGGGAGCGCACGUAGCAGCAGCAGCCGCUGCCGCCGCAGCAGGAGCAGCAGCACGCACCCCAGCUCCACUAGCCCAGCAGCAUCCAGCGUGGGGAUCAGCGCUCUGCCUGGCUCCCUGACACGGGAUGGACGUUCCUGAGCACUGAGCUCAGCCGCUGUAAAAAGCAAGUAGGAAAAUAUACAGCUGGAUAAAAUUGAACAUGAUCAGAAGAUAGCAUCAUACACCAUGAUCAUGGCCCCCCGGAAGCGGAAUCGUCAUGCCUUGGGAUUUCUUUGUUGUUUUGGGGGUAGUGACCUCCCUGAAAUCAACCUCAAGGACAAUAAUCCCCUCCAAUUCCUUGAGUUUUCUAUCCCAAUCCCACCAGCAGAAGAGCUCAAUGCCAGAUUCUCCGAACUUGUGGAUGAAUUGGAUCUCACAGACAAGAACAGAGAGGCUAUGUUUGCACUCCCUCCAGAGAAGAAAUGGCAGAUUUAUUGCAGCAAAAAGAAGGAACAAGAAGAUCCUAAUAAGCUUGCUACCAGCUGGCCAGACUACUACAUUGACCGCAUCAAUUCCAUGGCAGCAAUGCAGACUUUGUAUGCUUUUGACGAAGAAGAAACAGAAAUGAAAAAUAAAAUAGUCGAAGACUUGAAGACAGCUCUGCGGACUCAGCCCAUGAGGUUUGUGACCAGGUUUAUUGAGCUGGAUGGCCUGAGCUGUUUGCUGAACUUCCUGAAGAGCAUGGACUAUGAGACCUCAGAGAGCCGUAUACACACAUCCGUUAUAGGGUGUAUCAAGGCACUGAUGAACAACUCCCAAGGACGGGCUCAUGUUCUGGCCCAUCCAGAAAGCAUCAACAUCAUCUCCCAGAGCUUACGGACUGAGAACAUUAAGACCAAGAUUGCUGUGCUGGAGAUCCUGGGGGCUGUGUGCUUGGUACCAGAUGGUCACAAAAAAGUCUUGCAAGCCAUGCUUCACUACCAAGUCUACGCUGCAGAAAGGACAAGAUUCCAGUCAUUGUUAAAUGAGCUAGACCGAAGCAUGGGGCGAUACAGAGAUGAAGUAAACCUCAAAACAGCCAUCAUGUCCUUUAUCAAUGCUGUUCUGAAUGCAGGUGCUGGUGAGGACAAUUUGGAGUUCCGACUACACCUACGAUAUGAGUUUCUAAUGCUGGGAAUUCAACCUGUCAUUGACAAGCUAAGAGGACAUGAGAAUGCCACACUGGACAGACAUUUAGAUUUCUUUGAGAUGGUCAGAAAUGAAGAUGACCUGGAACUUGCCAAGCGGUUUGACCUGAUCCACAUUGAUACAAAAAGUGCCUCUCAGAUGUUUGAGUUGAUCAAGAAGAGAUUGAAGCACACAGACGCCUAUCCCUAUUUGUUAUCCAUCCUCCAGCACUGUUUGCAGAUGCCAUAUAAGAGGAAUGGAGGAAACUUCCAGCAGUGGCAGCUGUUGGACAGAAUACUCCAACAAAUUGUUCUUCAGGAUGAACGAGGCGAUGAUCCAGAUAUAGCUCCACUGGAAAACUUCAAUGUCAAAAACAUCAUUAAAAUGCUGGUGAACGAAAAUGAAGUCAAGCAGUGGAGGGAUCAGGCAGAGAAGUUCCGGAAAGACCAUGCUGAGCUGAUGAGCAGGCUAGAGAAGAAGGAGCGGGAGUGUGAAACAAAGACCCAGGAGAAAGAUGAAAUGAUGAAGACACUGAACAAAAUGAAGGACAAGCUGCAGAAGGAAUCCUUGGAGCUGCGCCAGACCCGAGACCAGAUGAAUGACCUGGUGGCUCAGCUUAAUGAGUUCUCGCAAGGGGGCAGCAUUUCCUUCCCACCCCCACCACCCCCUCCUCCAGGCGGCCCAUUAGCUUUGUCCUCUUCUCACAUGUCUGAGAAUUUGCCACCACUGCCACCUCCUUUGCCUUUCUCCAGCUGUCCGCCUCCUCCUGCUCCACCACCUCCUCCAGGAGGACCUCCUCCUCCACCAGGAGCACCACCUUUCUUCAGCAUGGGGGUGCCACCCCCUUCAACAACCACUUUCAGCACCAGUGGCAUCAGUCUGAAGAAGAAAUCUAUCCCACAGCCUUCGCACCCACUGAAAUCCUUCAACUGGGCUAAGCUGAGCGAGGAGAGGAUUCAUGGCACAAUCUGGAAUGAGAUUGAUGAUUUAAAGGCAUUCAAGGUGCUGGAUCUAGAAGAUUUUGAAAAGAUGUUCUCCGCGUAUCAGAGACACCAGGACCUGCUAACUAACCCCUCCUCCUGUAAGCAGAAAGAGAUGGGCUCAACAGAAGACCUUUACCUCUCCACGCGAAAGGUGAAAGAGCUUUCUGUGAUCGAUGGCCGGAGGGCCCAGAAUUGUGUCAUUCUUCUUUCCAAGCUGAAGCUGUCUAAUGAAGAAAUCAGACAAGCAAUAUUGAAAAUGGAUGAACAAGAAGACCUAGCAAAAGAUAUGCUUGAGCAGCUACUGAAGUUCGUUCCUGAAAAGAGCGAUACUGACCUGUUGGAGGAGCAUAAACAUGAAAUUGAGCGCAUGGCCCGUGCGGAUCGUUUCCUCUUUGAGAUGAGCAGGAUUGACCACUACCAGCAACGGCUGCAGGCAUUAUUCUUUAAGAAGAAGUUUCCAGAGAGGCUGGCAGAAGCAAAACCAAAAGUGGAAGCCAUUCUUCUGGCAUCCAAAGAACUCAUCCGAAGCAAGCGUUUGAGGCAACUCCUGGAGGUAGUUCUGGCCUUUGGGAAUUACAUGAACAAAGGCCAAAGAGGAAGUGCUUAUGGCUUCAAAGUCUCCAGCCUGAACAAAAUUGCAGACACCAAAUCCAGCAUAGACAGGAAUAUUACACUGUUGCACUACUUAAUUAUGAUCUUUGAAAAGAAUUAUCCAGAUAUCCUAGAUAUUCAGUCCGAAUUGCAGCAUCUUCCAGAAGCAGCAAAAGUCAACCUGGUAGAGCUGGAGAAGGAAGUCAACAACAUAAAGACUGGAUUGAAAGCUGUUGAAGCUGAACUGGAUUAUCAGAAGAGACGCAUGCGGGAAUCAGGGGACAGGUUUGUUCCCGUCAUGAGUGAUUUCAUCACUGUGGCCAGUUUCAGCUUCUCAGAGUUAGAAGACCUUCUCAAUGAGGCUAGAGACAAGUAUGCCAAGGCACUGAAGCAUUUUGGAGAGGGCGAGGGCAAGAUGCAGCCAGAUGAAUUUUUUGGCAUCUUCGACACUUUCUUACAGUCAUUUGGAGAGGCCAAGCAAGAUCUGGAGAAUAUGAGGAAGAAAAAGGAAGAGGAGGAGCGCAGGGCACGCAUGGAGGCUAUGCUAAAAGAGCAGAGGGAAAAAGAAAGGCGACAAAAGAAAGCAAAAGCUGGAAGCAUCUCUGAAGAGAGUGGGGAGUUUGAUGACCUGGUAUCAGCAUUAAGGUCGGGUGAAGUCUUUGACAAAGACUUAUCCAAGCUCAAGCGUAACCGCAAGCGUUCGGGCAACCAAGGCUUAGAGACAAGCCGGGAGCGGGUGGUGACAAAACUAAAUUAUUAACUACAAGAAGAAGAAAAAUAAUCAACCAAAAGAAAGUGAUGAAGAAGUGCAAAAGAAGGAAGAUGAAUGUGUGUGAUGGCGCCUGGCUGACAGCUGCCCCAAAGGAUUUCUUUGGACUGUGGCUAGAGUCGUUACCUUUCCAUGAUCAGCUUUCCUCUCAUCCCUCUUCUGUGCUCCUAAUUUGAACCAUUAUAAAAGUGCCUCUGUGGAGCCAGCAGGGCCUGUGACUGGGCCAUGCAGAGCUGACAGAUUUGCUUCUAGGAGUUUGUUGUGUCAUCAAAGGCCUCAUGGUGAUGACAGAAAGUACUUAGGCCUUGCAGAGGGCCUAACAGCUGGAACAAGAUAAUUCUCUGUGUGCCAAAGUAAAAAAUAGUCACGAUCUUCAUCUUGCUGAUAACAAGGAAGACUAAUUUCAGAGCAGCUCUGUAAACACCUGUCACUUCUUCAGGAUCUAGACUGGCCUUCAGGGGUUUGUUGAGAUGUGGUUCUUGAAGUUUACAAUUCCCUUCUAGAAUUGGAUUUUAUAAGCCAUUGAUUAGCACCUGAAAAAUUCUUCUGACCUCAUGUCCUGCAUAGUAUUUUUGUGUGGCCUACACUGUCCAAAGUGAUGCUUAGAAGGAAGUCUUCAGAUUCUGGAACAAAUGGAAAUUCAAGAAUCAGGAUCAACUUGCGAAAGUCUUUUGAAUUCUGCUUUUCUAGAAGGAGUUUUCUGGAAUUUCUUGGUGGUUGAGUCUUGAAGCUAUGAAAUGCAUCUUCUCAGGAAGAAGCUCUGGCUUUUCUUUAGAAAACUAAGCCACUGCCAGGCUGGGAUUACAAGUAGAUGACUGUGGAGCCUGUUGUCAUUGCUGGAGGCUGGGAGUGAAUCAGUGGAAAAUUUCUUACCUGUUUGUGCAAGAUUUCUUAGUGCAGCCCAACGGAAAUCAGGAGCUCUCUUGUAUCAUCCGCAGGUCUCAAGCAAAAGCAAACAGGGUCACUGCCUGCAAGAAAUGAGAUUUGUUUUCCACUUGAUGCUAGCUGUGAUUGCUGUUGGCAUGAACUGGUCUUUCUGUCUAACAGGCUGACCUUCACUGUACAUGCCCCACUCCUACCAAGGGGAAUCACUUAACUCAGUAAGAUAUGAGUGGUGUCAAAGAUGAACCUUCGAGCCCAUGGACUUUUUCAUUUUGAAGAGAUCACUUGGAAUAAACCAAAGGAGAGUCCCAUAAUUACGGCUGAAAGUUUUUCCAGGGGGACCUAGAAUUGUGUAAUCCAAGAAGGCUUUAGAGAUGGGUUAGUUCAUGAGGAAAAAAAUAAAUUUGUAAGUAGGCUACAUGUAUGAAGCACAAAGCAGAAAAGCAAAGAACCCAAGAAGAGGUCUGAAUUCUGUGUGUUUUCAUGGCUCUAAGAAAGGGAUUGGACUGUGUGGGCUAUUAUGGGCUUUUUUUUGUACUUCUUUUUACUUUUUUGUUUUUCAUCUUGUCUUCUUUUUUAUUAUCUUCCCUGGAGAAGGAAAAGAGGAAAAUAAAGAAUGAUGAUGGAUUCUUCCUCAUAGAUAGGAAGAAGGAGAUUUCAGAAGAGGGACCCACCAUCUACAAACUAUGCAUCAUUAGUCAACAGUACAAAAUGUCAAGGAUUCCCAGGGAAGUGAAAAAAGCUCUAUUUGUCACUUUAAUAAUUUGGUUUGAUUUUUGUCUGAGUGUCACUUAACCUCAGGCUCUGCACCGAGUCUGCAGAACAGAAUUUCCUCUGCAAUGCACGCUGCCUGAUCAGUAUUAUACACGACGAUACUGGAGAAGCAAACUGUGUUGGUUUUCUGGACACUUCGAAACCUAAAUAAUUAUGUAAACUAUGGAAAGAAGCAAAAAAUUCAGAAUUGUUAAACUCUAAUGUUUCAUUGUUUACUGAAUUUUGAGUCUCCCACCCCAGAACUUCCCUAUUUACGACAUUCCAGACUGCCGCGCCUCUGUAUAAUACUCAUCGUAAAGAGCUGGUAUCUUACAAGAGCUGGGUGCAUUCUCCUCCCUUACCAUCCCACUCCCCUUCUGGGAUUAGCUAUUAACAGCAAUGCCUAUUGCAGUGGACACAAGCACCUUGUAGAAGAAAGACUGUAUUUCAUAAAGGUUUUUGAAAGUUUAAGAAAAACUCUCACUUUUUUAAGCAUUUUUAUUUUAAAUUACAAAAUGGAUUUUUAGAAAUGUCUCUUGUAAAUUAUAUUAACAAGCUCCUUGCUGCUCCCUGAAGUAGACUUGCUAUAUAUCCCAGCCCUUUUGUUUGUCUUGUUUUAAAGCAUGCCAUGUAACCUAUGCCAUGUAAGCCAUAUGAGAGGUGGUAAUAUGUGCCAAAUUGGUAUACAGUUGAGUUUAGAUUUGGAUAAUCCCUGAAUUCCAAAGAUUAUGCUUUUAGGGAUUAGAACAUUGUAGGGUUUUUCCCCCCGUCUUUGUUCUCCCUGUGUUUAGGACUCACCCAGAAAUUCAGGUGUGGUGCCAAGGUCAGCUCUGGUGCAAGAUGAUGUGACUAUAGCUCUGUGCAAGUACAGCUGCUUGCUUACUCCCCAGGUACUUGUUUGAUAAGGCAGACUGUCAGCCUGCCAGUGCUGUCAGAGAAGAAACACCUCAGGGCAAACACUUUGAAUAUAAAUACAGCAUUCCCCCCACCCUGUAUUUGUCAAUCCAGGCUUGUGCUGUGAUUUUUGAAACUGAAGUCACUUUGCCAAGCCACAAAUGUAGCAAAAGCAGAGAGAGUGAUAUGCCCCUCUGUCCCUUUGUGUACAGUUCGACCCUGAUCUAAAGAGAUCCUGUAUGAUGGUACGCGGCAGCGCUCCAGCAACACUGAGAGCCCAAGAAAGCUGCUAUAGUUUUGCCACCUCUUUGACUCAUACAUAAAUAAUGAGAGAUUGUGCAAUUCCUGUAAAUCAGCUGUGGGAUACUUACAGGGAUGGACAGAAAGCUCGAAGUCAUGCCCCUGAUUCAUCAGCAAAACUUUCUCAGCACUCCAGUGCCCCAGACUCCUGUUUUGAAUCUGUGAUGGUGGCUGAAAGCUUUGUUCAGUGUGCUGGACAGUCCCCCUGGCUCUUGACUCCGUGGUGAAAGUUCAUAAAUAAGGUUUUGGAAAAGCUCAGUUUCACAUUGAGUCAAGCACUCAUUUCACAGAAGCGGUGACAAGCGGAGAGGCCCAUUAAUUACUGUGUGAGAUGAGGCUGCCCGUGCAGAAGAUAAGGAAAAAUUUGGCUCUGCUGUAGGGCCUGGUGUCAGAUUCUUGCUGGAGCCAAGUUUGUCUUGCUUCUCAUCUCUUGCGUACUCUGAGUACAUGUAAUAUUCUGUUCUUCAGCAACUGUGGUAGAGUUGCUGAGUGCUGAAGGAUAAAGGAAAAUCUGACUCUAAGCAGGUAUAGCAAGCAGUCCAAGGUCUAACAUCGUACUGAGAGCUGCCGAACAGCUGGGGUCUGCUGUUGUCCUUGCACCUGUGCCUAGCACCAGCAUUCUAAGAGAAGCCACUCUGGUUUUGGAAGUAAGUGGAGGAGGAGAUGUGAGAAAGAAGGGUAUAAUCAAGGGCUUGUUCUGCUUCCUGCAGAAAUGCAGUCAUUGCUAACUUUAUGAUGAAGUUCCUCACACCUAGAAGAGGAGGUACUUUUUAACUAUCCAGACUUUGUCCCUAGAGGUCUAGUGCUCACUCACUCACCUCUGCAUCUCUGCAUUGUGGCUAACAAGGUUGCAUUAGGAUGAUUCCAGAAAAGACUGAAGAAGACUCCCUCCCACUUGCUUUUAUCUGAGUCACUCUACUCGGUUGAUGGUAAGUCUCUAGAAAUGCUACAAGGUAAAGUGACUUCAAGGCAGCAAGGCCCUUCCAGACUCUGCAGCACAGCUAUUGUCCAGGCACUGGUUCCCUAUGAAAGCAGAAGUAGGACUUGUGUUCAGGGCUAAGGGACUUCCUUACUGGGGAAACUACCUGGAUAUCCUUCAGAAAAUUUUUGUAAUGUGUUCAAAAUGUCUGAGGAAGAGAAAUCACAAGGGAUCCUGGUGGGAGACCAUGGGGCAGGUGUUUCCAUAAUGAUCAGCCCCACUGACUGAAUCUUUCCUCUUCUUUAGGAAAGCUCACACUCUGAGCUGGGUUGCAUGGGAGAAGCUUGUAUCAGGAAUUUCCGUGAGGGGAAAAGAGAUCUGUUGUACAGUAGAUGAUGUACAUGAUAUAUGCAGUUUCGUUUCUGGGUUGGUUGUUUUGGGUUUUGUUUGUUUGUUCGUUUGGGGGUUAAAUGAUUUUUUUAAAAAAGGUUUUAGGAAUCUCUAAGGGGAACCUGUAAAUCUGACACCUCUAUUUAUUUUGCCUUAUUUUAGUUUGCUAUGUUUGUAUGUAUACACUGCAUUACAGCAAGGACUAUUGAGACCGUGCCAGGGCAUUACACCAGCUAGAGACAGCUGGCUGGGCUGCUGCACCACUGAGGCUGAGCUCAGUGAGGGGAUGCACGUGAGCAGUCUUGGAGUGGGAAGGGAGGGAAGGAAAAAACCUUCUCUAUUGCUUUUGUCAUAAUGACUGCCCCUGGUGAUCCUAAACUGAUGGAGGUUGGGUAAUUUAGAACACUUUCUACAAAAGCUGUUUAUUUUUCAUCAUGAAUCAUGGUGAGAAGACUGAGAAGAGUUAAGGUGCACAGUUGCUCGCUCAAACUUCUCCAUUCCACACAAAUUCUGUCCAUAAUGCCAGAGAAGCUUGGAUAGAUGGCCGAAAGUGGUUCAUGCCCUGUAACCUCUCACCAGAGUUAACGUGCUGGUGAGACAAAUUGGGACAGUUCUCCUUCCUCAGAGCUAAUAUUCCUUCCCGUCUUCAUAGCCAAAGAAUAAGGAUUUCCUCUACUCCCCCUCUUUCCUCCUCCACUCCACCUCCCCAGAUUAUCCAGGGUAAAAAAAAAAUCUUUCUGCGAGUUGGUUUUCUACCCGUGGAGUCUCCAGCAAUCACCAGGUGUUUGGCCAUUGCUCCUUGGCUUCUGCACUUGACAUAGAUUUCUGGUUGCCUUCUUUCCAAACUGGUAGUCUCUGUUGGCCACCCUAGUUUCUGUUAUAAAGGUAGAAGGACAACCUGGGUAACACAAUUUGGCCAACUGAAAAAAAAAAAAAAAACAAAACCCAUAUAUAUAUAUAAUAUGUAUAUAUAAAAAAAGCUAUCUCCUACUCUAAAUAGUAGUUUGUAUGAGCAGUAUUCCCUGAAGUUUGCCAGAUUUUGCUCACUGUGCCUGUUGAGAAGGAUGCCAUGACUCUAGCAUGGUGUUUUGGCACCUCAUUUCAUCAAAGGGUCUGGAUGCUUCCAAACCAUUUUUCUGCUACAGAUGGUAACGUAGAAUAGAUCCAUUGCAACCAGUGAAAGAUACUCUGGUUUUACACCAGCGUAAUUCAAAGUAGAAUCUGGAUUAAAACUUUCCUUCAGGCAGUUUUGUCUAUUUACAAGAUGUUCUACACAGCUCAUGAAAGGCUUGGUCCUUUUAGCUUCCACCUCUAGGAGCUCUAACCCAAGUGAUUUACAAAACCCUCUGUGACAAGCUGUUUUUCCGCUUCGUGCUUGCCCUCAAACAGGCUCUUUAAAAUUCUUCACAGUUUUUAGAAUUGUAAGGGAAUGUUCAGUACCUGAGUACCUGUGCUCAAGACCUCCCUUCCAAACCAUCCCCACCUUCAGUUGUUCUGCUCCCCUGCAAGCCUGCUCAGCUUGAAACUCGCAGGUGUCUUUGGGAGGUGCCCCUGCCCACCCAGCUAGAAAGUACAGUGCUGCUUAUUGAAGUGGGAGGUUGUGUGCUGCUGUAAUGCCUUGGCAUAUCCUCAUUCUUAGUCAGUUUAAGACUAUAAGUGAAUUAAAUGUACAAAUCCUGUAGUGUCCUUUUUAUCUGUAUCUUUUUAUAAGAAUAUACUGUAAUACUAAAAAAAAAAAAGCAAAAAAAUUAAAGAUAUAUUGCCCCCA
Molecule: messenger RNA, 9397 nt
Organism: Chiroxiphia lanceolata (lance-tailed manakin)
Lineage: Eukaryota; Metazoa; Chordata; Aves; Passeriformes; Pipridae
Gene: DAAM2
Product: dishevelled associated activator of morphogenesis 2
Exons: 26
Coding region: 228-3482 (1084 amino acids)
Biological process (GO): negative regulation of oligodendrocyte differentiation; positive regulation of canonical Wnt signaling pathway; regulation of non-canonical Wnt signaling pathway
Molecular function (GO): small GTPase binding; actin binding
Source: RefSeq, a predicted model, not a curated record